Molecule: messenger RNA, 870 nt
Organism: Adineta ricciae
Lineage: Eukaryota; Metazoa; Rotifera; Eurotatoria; Adinetida; Adinetidae
Source: the annotation of a GenBank genome assembly
AUGCACACUAGACUGCUAUGGUUUCUUUUCAAAAAAUGUGUUUUGAUACUGACUGAUAAUGUUACGCACACAUCAACAAUGAUGGCAUACGGGACAACAGUCGUUGGUCCGGCAUUACGAUUGGACCUGAUAGCUCUAGAGGGUGUGGGAGAUGGCACAAAUCUACUUCUGCGCUUUAAUCAAACUAAUCGCGUGGGUGUUCCACUUCAAAACUAUUCUAUGUGGUCAACAUUUUUCUUCUAUGAUAAUCGAACAUCUCUUCUCUAUGUCACCAUUAUGGAUAGGUGUAUUCUGCAAAUAUGGCCAACGAAUAAGGCUAUUCUGUACACUGGUCUUGCAUUCAGAAAUUGUCCAUUGAAUAAGUUGUAUCGGUCUACUGGUGUCAUGGUUGAUAGUCAAGGAAAUAUUUAUAUUGCUAUUUUACCUUGCAAUUGGAUCACAAAGUGGACAAUAAAUUCAAGCAGCGGCGUAGUCAUAGUAGGAUCUCUAACAGGCUCGUCGAAUAGUGAUAAUAAAACACUAUUUGGACCAUACAAUAUAGCCUUGGACGAAGCGAACCCAUAUCUAUAUGUUACCGAUCGGUACAACAAUCGGAUACAGCGGUUCAUGUUAGAUGGAUCUAGUGUAGCUGUGACAGUUGCCGGUGUAAAUAGUGCAGGUUCAGCACAAACUCAACUGCGCCAACGAACCGAUAUUUACCUAACAAAAUCAAAAACUAAAAUCUGUAUAUGUAAUAAUUUCAACCAUAGAAUUCAGAAAUGGAAUAUAAGUGAAACAGUUGGAACGACUGUUACUGGCAAUCCAAAUGGUACAGCAGGUAGUUCACAAUUUUCGUUAAAUAGAUCGUAUUCAAUUGUAAUGGACGUUUAA